GUAAGCACUCCAGAGAAAACAACAACUGAACAGCUGUUUUUAGUUUUGCAAUUUGUUUUUGUUUUGUUUUAAUCUCUCAAAAUUAUGUUUUUACCUACGCAAUAACACUUAAAUAUAAAUAUAUUUAUUAAUAAGAUGCUCAGAUUCGUACUCUCGCCCAGGACUGGUGUCAUCUGUGCGCGUAAUUUCUCCCACGAAAAGCCGAAAAAGAGGGAAACCCACUAUGAGGUGCUAAAUAUAAGUAAUGACUGCAGCAGCAGGGAUGUCCGCAACGCCUUCGUUAAGCUCUCCAAGCUGUACCAUCCCGACGUGCUGAGCAAUGCAACCAGUCCCGAGCGCACAGCUCGAUUCGUGCAGAUAUCCGAGGCUUACAGGACGCUUAUUAAGCCACAGAGGAGGCGCGACUACGAUGACAGCCUCCUGUGGGAACCACAACGCUCCGAUCGCAGUCCCGUGGGCGAGGAUGGCAGCAGUCCCCGAUGGGAAGUGAAGCCUAACUACGAUCCAAAUCCGGGACCCUACUAUGGCAUCAAGGGAGUGAACAGGGUGUCCAACUGGCAGGUGGCCUUGGUAUUGAUGGCCCUCGGGGUGUUUGGUGCCCUUUUUGGCUUUGCGUCCGUCAAGCACUCUUUUGAGCUAAGUCGCCAGAUGCAGGACGAAAUCUCGGCAGAAGCCGUGUCCCACCAUGCCGCCGUUGUGGCCGAUGCCCAGAAGUACGGCAACGAGGAGCAAGUGCGCCGCAUGAUGGAUCGCAUGUCGCGAAACCCCUUCAGCCAGGCUACUGCGACCAAGUAGAGCACAAUUCUUGUUUUGCUUUUUAUGGACAAAAUACGAAAUUAAACGUAAAAGCAGAUAAAUA
Molecule: messenger RNA, 859 nt
Organism: Drosophila kikkawai
Lineage: Eukaryota; Metazoa; Arthropoda; Insecta; Diptera; Drosophilidae
Gene: DnaJ-60
Product: DnaJ-like-60
Source: RefSeq, a predicted model, not a curated record